Molecule: messenger RNA, 711 nt
Organism: Ostreococcus lucimarinus CCE9901
Lineage: Eukaryota; Viridiplantae; Chlorophyta; Mamiellophyceae; Mamiellales; Bathycoccaceae
Exons: 1
Coding region: 1-711 (236 amino acids)
Source: RefSeq, a predicted model, not a curated record
AUGCUGGGGGAGGACUCGGCGUACGCGCCGGUGAAACUGCCGGCGAGGGGGGCGCUGUUGAUGGCGGCGAGCGGCGGCGGCUCGGCGCGGACGGCGACGGCGACGGUGAAACGAGCGCUCGACGACGUGCGAGGAGGGAAGGACGAGGGGUCGGAAUUUUUAUACAAGAUGUACCCGAUCGACGGCGCGUUCGAGGUCGGGGACGAGGACGGGAUGCGAGCGUGCGUGGAGAGAGUCGUGCGGGAGACGCGCGCGCGGAGCGAAGACGCGAGAUCGAAAUCGAUCGCGUUCGCGGUGGUGUAUAACAAGAGGGUGGAUAGCACCGCUAGCGUUAGCGAGGAAGACACGGACGCGUCCGACGUCGCGCACGGGCGCGCGGUGAUGGUGCCGAAGAUUGCGAAGGCGUGCGAGCGAGCGUUCAAGGACGCCGACGCCGAGUGCGAAGUCUCGGUGAAUUUGAAGGACCCGAACGUCGUCGUCUUCGCGCAGAUAUUCACCGCGCUUCCGUCCGGAGACGAGAAGAAAUCGUACAUCGUCGCCAUCGGCGCCGCCGCGAAGGACGACGGCGUGUUCGAGGCCAAGGCGAAAGGCGUCGCGCCGGCUUCGGUAAGCGCGUUGUCGCCCCGCCGCGACGACGCGCCGAAAUGGAUGCUAAAGAAGAAAGCCCUCGCCCAGGCCGCGACGACCGUCUCCGACGACGAGCAUCGAUAG